Molecule: messenger RNA, 633 nt
Organism: Neoarthrinium moseri
Lineage: Eukaryota; Fungi; Ascomycota; Sordariomycetes; Amphisphaeriales; Apiosporaceae
Exons: 2
Coding region: 1-633 (210 amino acids)
Source: RefSeq, a predicted model, not a curated record
AUGACUAAGCCCUGGGAGAGCUACGAGGAGACCAUCAAGACUCUCUACGAAACGCACACCCUUGCCACCGUUCAGGAGAUCAUGGAGAAGAGAUACGGCUUCAAAGCGUCUACACGCUCAUAUCGACAGAAGCUCGAUUCUUGGGGUUGUACGAAAUACAAGAAGCGUGAAAAACCGUCCAAGAACCACUCGCACAGCCAGGCGUCCACAACUCACCAAAGCCGCUCCCCAAGUCAUGUAUGGCCAGAGGGGACUUCUCGUGGAUCCCGCUCCCCCGGGAAACGAGAUAUUCCGCAAGCCGCCACUUCAACAGUGUCCGAAGCUCAAACCUAUUGGGCAAACCAGAACCACCAGUACGGUGCAAGUUCAUCUCCCGGUAAUGGCCAUGUACCCUAUGCGGCGGCUUCGUACACGGUAUCCAACGACCCGGCCAUGGGGGCCAUCUGGAAUUACCAGGCACCCUAUGGCCAUCCUCCCACGGCCCAAGCUGUGGCUAAUGUUAGUUACGAUGAGAUGUAUAACGCGGCGUCGAACCCAAUAUACUAUUCCCCCGAUCAAGAGGACAACGAUGCAGGAUGGAACUAUGGAUCGGGGGAUGGUGCUGCUGGCUACUCUCAUAAUCACCCAAACUAG